UGUGUGUGUCUGUGUGUGUCUGUGUGUGUCUGUGUGUGUCUGUGUGUGUCUGUGUCCUUGUGUAAUAGCUGCAGGUUUCUGAUGACCGACAGGCUCUAAACAGCUGUUCACACAUCAUGGCACCCAAAGACCCCCUGCUCGGCCCCCUGAAAGAACCCGUCCUCAGUCUGGUACACAGAGACUACUGGCACUGCUUCGAACAAAUCUCCCACCUGGACACCUGCGGCAGGCUGUCCACUCUGUCCCUGGCUGUGGAGCAGACCAGGGUCUGCAGGAAGCUGCUGUCAGCUCAGGGCCGGGGCCGCUACUUCCUCAGACUGGCCCUGAGCCGCAAGUUGCUGUCCCAGUGCUGCAGCCACCUGCUGCACACGCCCAGAGUCCUGGAGUGGUACAGCCCAGCUUCAUCCAUCCUCCAGAAUGAGCAGUUUGUGGAACCUUUCAUGUCCCUGGUUCUGGUCCUCUCACACAUGGACUUCAAGCUGGAUGUGGAGAACUGCAGUUUUUUGGAUGAGAGCUGGCUGCUGCCGGUGGCAGACAUGUAUGAAGUGGUGCCCUGUCAGGAACUGGGUUUGGUUUUGAGGUAUCUCAGUGGGCGUGUCUUUGUUGUGGAGUUGACGCCUGGCAGUCAGGCCCACGUYGACCAGUUUAUCACUCCUGGUGACAUCAUCGAUGACAUCAAUGGGACUUCACUGAGAAAUUCAAAAAAUGGACAAUUUGGAGGCAAGGAGGUCCUGCAGCAUGCAAUUCCACAGGUGUUGCAUCAAAACCUGCCAAGCAAGGAGGUGCUGUUAGAUAUGAAAGAAACUCAUGUGACGUGCACAGACAGGAACUCUUCACUGAAACUCUUUGAGCACCACUACCCAGAGAUCUCCUGUGUGGGCAGGUGGGCUCAGCCAGACUACACAGUGUUCGCCUUCUGUGUGGCAGACUCCCCUGAAACCCCCCAGUCAACUGGAUUUCACUGCGUUGUGUUCAGAGCCAGCUGCAUGAAAGAAUGCGAAGAAAUGGUGUGUCGGAUCGGUAAGGAACAACACAAUCACACAAUCACGUCUCGUACAUCUGUUGUGCUGAGUCAGUGUUUUUGUUUUACAGCCACUGGUUUCAAGCAYACUGAAUGGUUUGUGUAAUCAGCUGUAUUUAAAUAUCAUUUAUUGUAAAUAAAGAUGUUAUAAAACAUGACGUCUGUGUGAAUAAAAGCUGCUGAACACAAUUCUAUCCAUAAAGACCUUUAAUAGAAAGACAUGUGACAACAUUUCAUAAAUAUUAAAUGUAGCUGCCAAAGUUUGUUGGAGAAAACAUGUAAAAAUGAGCCCAGAAAAGARGGGGAGGGUUUGUGACAUCAUCACUGAGAGCCAAUGAACAGGACUGSUGAAGUCCUGGUGAAGUCCUGGUGCUGCAGUGAGGAGCACCAGGAUGGGGGUGUUGUGGUUUUAUGGUGUACUACAGUAAAGAAACRCUGUCUCUGGGGAAAAAUAAAAAUAAAAGCUGGUAAAGACUGCGUGACAUGUGACGGGGUACAUUUAUGAUGACCCAAAACGUGGCAGGUAGAAACUUCCCUUAGUGUAAUCACGUUUGUGGAAUGGUUCCUUUAUUGUAUUAUUCUAAAAAAUACAAAAGUCAAAA
This is a messenger RNA of Austrofundulus limnaeus, 1623 nucleotides long. RefSeq lists its product as uncharacterized. The record is from RefSeq and is a predicted model, not a curated record. Lineage: Eukaryota; Metazoa; Chordata; Actinopteri; Cyprinodontiformes; Rivulidae. Gene Ontology annotation, molecular function: protein binding.